AUGCAUUGUUAUUAUAUCUAUUACUUAUCUAUAUUUAUAAUAUUAUUUUCAUAUACAAAUAGUCAAACACCAAUUUGUAAACCUACAGGUUGUUCAGGACAAAUUUGUGCUGAUAACGAUAUUAUUACUACAUGUGAGUAUCGUUCCGAAUACGAGUGUUAUCGUUCAGCUAAAUGUGAGCGACAAACAAAUGGUGAAUGUGGUUGGACUAUGAAUGAAAGUCUCAAGAAAUGUUUAACAUCAAGUACAAGUGCAUCGAGUUGUUUUGAUACACUAACAAAAUGUAAAACUAAUGUUGAUUGUUGUAAAUCAAAAUGUUAUAAACGUCAAGGAAAAGAUGGUGUAUGUAUGCAUCCAAAUAAGACAAUUCCAUGUAAAGGUUGUCUAUCAACAACAUGUGAAGAAAAUUUAGAUUGUUGUAAUUGUCAAUGUACUGAUGGCUUAUGUUUAUUACCAUGUUGUCCACCUGUAAUAAGACCAGGAAAUCCACCAUGUCGUGAUUGUGGUUUUCGAGGUUGA
Molecule: messenger RNA, 519 nt
Organism: Didymodactylos carnosus
Lineage: Eukaryota; Metazoa; Rotifera; Eurotatoria; Philodinida; Philodinidae
Source: the annotation of a GenBank genome assembly